This is a messenger RNA of Juglans regia (Persian walnut), 2048 nucleotides long. RefSeq names its product myrcene synthase, chloroplastic-like. The record is from RefSeq and is a predicted model, not a curated record. The transcript is spliced from 7 exons. Gene Ontology annotation, biological process: diterpenoid biosynthetic process. NCBI's taxonomy places the organism in Eukaryota, Viridiplantae, Streptophyta, Magnoliopsida, Fagales, Juglandaceae. Gene Ontology annotation, molecular function: terpene synthase activity; magnesium ion binding. Bases 42 to 1799 code for a protein of 585 amino acids.
GCUUAACCCAUUUAAUUAAUCAGAAACCCAAAGUUUCACAAAUGGCCUACUCAAUGUGUCUAACCGUUCUUGAUUCAAUCCGAAAUUGCAAACCCUCUAUACUGCUCCCAUCUAAAACACCUUUCUCAGAUCUAAGAAAAGAAAACUCAAGUCACGAUGUUACUAUUGUUCGACGAUCAGCAAAUUAUCAUCCUACCAUCUGGCAUUAUGAUUACAUCCAAUCAUUAAGUAGUGAAUAUGUGGGGGAGACAUUCACCAAAAAAGUUGAUAAGUUGAAGGGAGAAGUUACAAUGAUGUUUCACAAAGUAGUCGUGGAUCCAUUAGAGCAACUCAAACUGAUUGAUGUCUUGCAAAGACUAGGAGUAUCUUACCACUUUGAGGAUGAAAUAAAGAGCAUAUUGGAAAAUAUAUACAAUACUCAUCAUAGUGGUGAUCAUGUGUGCAAGAAGCAGAGUUUAUAUGCCACGGCUCUUGAAUUUAGACUGCUAAGACAACAUGGAUAUAAAGUACCUCAAGAGACUUUCAAGAGUUUCACCGAUGAAAAUGGAGAUUUCAAAGAAUGUCUUUGUAAUAAUACUGAAGAAGUGUUGGCUUUGUACGAAGCCUCCUUCCUCUUGAUAGAAGGUGAAAGCAUCUUGGAGGAAGCAAGACAUUUUGCAACCAAACAUCUCAAAGACUAUGUAGAGAAAAGCAAAGAUCAAAAUCUUCGUACAAUGGUGAACCACGCUCUAGAGCUUCCAUUGCAUUGGAGAAUGAUAAGGUUGGAAGCAAGGUGGUUCAUUGAUGUAUAUAGUAGUAGAGAAGAUUUGAACCCUAGCUUGCUUGAGUUUGCAAGAUUGGAUUUCAACAUGGUACAAGCAGUCCACCAAGAAGAUCUAAAAGCAGUAUCGAGAUGGUGGAAGAGCACUGGCCUUGGAGAAUUGAGCUUUGCGAGGGAUAGGGUGGUGGAGAGUUUCUUAUGGACAGUGGGAGCAUCAUUUGAACCUCAAUUUGGGUAUAAGAGGAGAAUGGUAACAAGACUAUAUGCAUUGAUUACAACAAUAGAUGAUGUGUAUGAUGUAUAUGGCACUUUGGAUGAACUUGAGCUCUUCACAGAUGUUGUUGAAAGAUGGGAUAUCAAUGCAAUGGAACAGCUUCCUCAUUAUAUGCAAAUUUGUUUCCUUACCCUCUACAAUUCGAUUAACGAAAUAGCUUUUAACAUUCUCAAAGAAAAAGGAUUCAACAGUGUUCGAUACCUUAAAAGGGUGUGGGCAGAUUUAUGUAGAUCUUAUUUGUUGGAGGCAAAGUGGUACUACAAAAGAUAUACACCAAGUCUUCUAGAAUACUUUGGAAAUGCAUGGACUACAAUAGCAGGACCAAAUAUAUUGGCGCAUUCUUAUUUUCUUGUGACCAACCCUAUAACAAAGGAAGCCUUGGAUUUAUUGGAAGAGUAUCCAGAUAUAAUUCGUUGGAUUGCAUUGAUUGUGCGACUCGCAGAUGAUCUCGGAACAUCUACGGAUGAGAUAGAGAGGGGUGAUAAUCCUAAAUCAAUACAAUGUUACAUGAAUGAUACUGGUGCUAGUGAGAAAGAUGCUCGUGAGUUCAUAAGAUCUUUGAUUAGUGCAACAUGGAAAAAGGUUAAUGAAGAACGUGGUGCAAGUUCCUCCUUCAGUGAAACUUUUAUUGAAAUCGGAAUGAACAGUGCAAGAGUGUCCCAAUGCAUGUACCAGCAUGGAGAUGGGCAUGGAAUUGAAGACCGUGAAACUAAGGACCGUGUUUUAGCAUUGCUUGUUCAUCCCAUACCCAUACCUGAAGACUAAAGAAUGAUGGUUAUAUACGGUUACGUGAUUGAAGCUUCAACUUCAAAUAUGUCAUUAAUUUGUAAUAAAUUACAUACAAAUAUUUCCAUUUCUUUUUUAUAUUUGGAGAUCACUAGAUUUUCCAAAAGGUAACUUGGCUGUAUCUCAAUACCAAUACCGCUGCUUUCGAAAAUAAAUGUCGAACAAGCCAAACCAAAAAUAUUCCCUUAUUUUGCUUAGAAAGAAAUAAAUAUGCACUUUAUUUUAAUA